This is a messenger RNA of Mauremys reevesii (Reeves's turtle), 6554 nucleotides long. It is a transcript of the gene FOXK1, whose product is annotated as forkhead box K1. Bases 169 to 2130 code for a protein of 653 amino acids. The record is from RefSeq and is a predicted model, not a curated record. Gene Ontology annotation, biological process: regulation of transcription by RNA polymerase II. Gene Ontology annotation, molecular function: DNA-binding transcription factor activity, RNA polymerase II-specific; RNA polymerase II cis-regulatory region sequence-specific DNA binding; protein binding. The transcript is spliced from 9 exons. Lineage: Eukaryota; Metazoa; Chordata; Testudines; Geoemydidae.
CAGUUGCGCGCACACGCAGCCGCCCCCCGUGUACCUCGCAAGGCCGGUCCCCCGGUGGGGAAGAGAAACGCGGCGGAUCCGGGCUGCUCCCCCGGCUCCGCCCCGCUUCCCUCCCCCGCCGGCUCCGCCCCGGAGGCCGGCACGCUGGCUCGCUCCCUGCCUGGGAACAUGGCUGAAGUCGGGGAGGACAGUAGCGGGGCCCGGGCCCUGCUGGCGCUGCGCUCGGCGCCCUGCAGCCCGGCCGCGGCGCCCCCUCCCGGGCCGGCGCUGCCGGGCCCCGCCGCCGCCCCGCCGGGCCCGGCCCUGGCCCGCCUGCAGGGCCGCGAGUUCGAGUUCCUCAUGCGGCAGGCGGCGGUCACCAUAGGCCGCAACUCCUCGCAGGGCUCGGUGGACGUGAACAUGGGGCACUCGAGCUUCAUCUCCCGGCGCCACCUGCAGCUCAGCUUCCAGGAGCCGCACUUCUACCUGCGCUGCCUCGGCAAGAACGGCGUCUUCGUGGACGGGGCCUUCCAGCGGCGGGGCGGCCCGGCCCUGCAGCUCCCCCCGCAGUGUACUUUCCGAUUCCCUAGCACAGUCAUAAAGAUCCAAUUCACAUCUUUAUACCAUAAAGAGGAAGUGAAGGAGGAAGCUUCAUCACCUCCCCUUCGGCCGCUUUAUCCUCAGAUAUCACCUCUGAAGAUACACAUUCCGGAGCCGGAUCUCCGGAGCUUGGUCAGCCCCCUGCCCUCCCCCACUGGCACUAUCAGUGUUCCCAACUCCUGCCCGGCCAGUCCACGUGGUGCUGGAUCCUCAGGAUAUCGCUUUGUUCAGAACAUUACCUCGGACCUGCAGCUGGCAGCAGAGUACGCAGCGAAAGCAGCAUCAGAGCAGCAGGCAGACGCAUCUGGCGGGGACAGCCCAAAGGAUGAGUCCAAACCACCAUAUUCCUAUGCUCAAUUAAUUGUGCAGGCCAUAUCUUCAGCCCAAGACAGGCAAUUAACACUAAGUGGGAUCUAUGCCCACAUCACCAAGCAUUAUCCAUAUUACAGGACUGCUGACAAAGGCUGGCAGAACUCCAUUCGGCACAACCUCUCCUUGAACCGUUACUUUAUCAAAGUUCCACGCUCCCAGGAGGAGCCCGGAAAGGGCUCCUUUUGGCGAAUCGACCCGGCCUCAGAAGCCAAGCUAGUUGAACAGGCAUUCCGAAAAAGGAGACAGAGGGGGGUGUCCUGUUUUCGAACACCCUUUGGGCCCCUCUCCUCCAGGAGUGCCCCUGCCUCUCCUACUCAUCCCGGCCUGCUGUCCCCUCACUCUAGUGGCCUACAGACUCCAGAGUGCCUGUCCAGGGAGGGCUCACCCAUUCCACAUGAACAUGAUUUUGCAUCAAAGUUAGCCUCUGUUCCAGAGUAUCGAUAUUCACAAAGUGCGCCUGGAUCACCUGUCAGUGCCCAGCCGGUGAUCAUGGCUGUUCCUCCCCGACCAUCCACCCUAGUGGCAAAGCCGGUAGCUUACAUGCCAAUAGUGACUUCACAGCAGCCUUCUGGUCAUGCAAUCCAUGUAGUGCAGCAAGCUCCCACUGUUACAAUGGUCAGGGUUGUAACCUCCUCCUCAAGUUCCGCUAACGGAUACAUACUGACAAAUCCAGGCCCAGCAGGCGGUGCUCAUGAAGCAGCAGGAACAGUGUUGGAUUUGGCUGGUGAUCAUCGAGGCAUGGAUGAGAAACCAACAAUUGCCUUUGCCACAAUACCCACUGCCAGUCGAGUCAUCCAAACAGUUGCCAGUCAGAUGGCUCAAGGUGUCCCAGGGCAAACUGUUACCAUCCUUCAGCAGGCAACUCCAGUGACCAUUGGACAACACCAACUACCUGUUCGGGCAGUGACACAAAAUGGGAAGCAUGCCAUCCCCACCAACAGCAUCACCGGCAGUGCUUAUGCUCUCACAAAUCCGCUACAGCUCCUUGCAGCCCAGGCUAGCUCAUCCACUCCCGUUGUGGUCAGCCGGAUAUGCGAGGCAGCGACUGAAGACCCUGCAGCACCCUCGGGUGAGCCAGAUGUAAAAAAACCCCGGAUGGAAGAGUCCAGCGGAGCAGUCCAGGCUCAAACUGGAGUCAUCACAUCCACAGCGCCGCAAGGACAGGCAACCAGUGAAUGACGAAUCGGUGGGAGGAUAGUAGGAAUGUAGGUGAGGCAGCGGCAUGAGCCUCGAAAGCAAUUUUCAAAGAAAAGAAAAACCACAACUGUAACAACAGCUUGAAAUUUAGAGAAUUACGAGCUCUUUUUAAAAUUGCAUUUUAAAGGGCAGGUCAACAACAGUUCUUAGAAUCUCGAGGUGCCAAAAAGAAUGAAAAAAAAAUCCUCCCAACUACCUGUACCUGGAACUCAGUUCUGCCUUUACUUAUGGGAUAUUUUUCCUCUUUUUAGAUUUAAAAAAAAAAAAAUACAGACAACUGAUUGUAUGACUGCUGGGAUUUUUUUUUUUUUUUUAAAUCUCCCUCCCUUUGGGAUGGGAGUUACAGUUCAGCAUCUAAAGGAAUGUAUCACACACACCCCUGCUCUCUGGGAAGAAGGAUGAUCAUCUCUGAUGCCUUGCUAUUCUGCCUCUCGGAGCUUCAAAACACAUGACCAUUUAAAAGGGCCACCCAAGAAGAUUUAGAAGGAUGGGUGCAGCUUCUCGUAGGGACAGCAUUAAAGUAACAUGAUACCAAACUGGGGGGAAAGGCAGAUUUUUUUUUUUUUUUUAACAAACCCACCCCUGCAAAACAUCCAUAUAUCCAUAUUUGUUUAUAUGGGGAUUUGGGAGGGGGAGCUACAGGGCUCAACCAGAUGGAUCUUCAAAAUGUGGUUUCUGUCCAUUCCCUUUGAGGGAAAGUGAGAAGGUGGACGAGCAGCAUUAACCUAUUUCUUUUAAAGAAAAGAGAAAAAAACCAAAAAGGGGUGGGUUGUCCUCACACUGAUUUCUCACAGUUAUUCAUCAUCCGCUUCUGAAUUCACAGCAAAAUAUCAUAGUGACUGCACAUGUGAGAAGGGGCAUCUUUGAAAGGUUCUGUGUAUAUUUGGUUUUCUAGUUGUUCAUAUGUCCCCCUGCUUCUGGGGCAGUAUGGUUUAUUCAUAACAUCCUAGAAUGAAACUACCAUCACCUUUCCUGUGAACCCAAGGGGCAUGUGGUUAGCCUUCUGCAUCAGUGGUUGUGUCAGUCCUUUCUGGCAGUACGACCCUCUGGCCUGAAGACCAAAUGGCUUAAGGUCAACAGUCCAGCACCAGAUUGAAACUUGGAAGUGGAUUUCAGCAGGUGUCCCAUGGUAUGAAGCUGAGACAGUGAGGGUAAAUUUCAGGGGUGAGGGGCAGUGGGGAUUAAAGACAGUAUUUGAGAAUGAAUCUCAUAAACUAAUGCAAACCAAAAGAACAGAGGCCUCACACUUUCUACAUGAAAACUGGCAACUGCUGUUUUUAAAACAGGAUUUUGAGGUUUUCCUUUGCUCCCCAGCCCAUGCUCUCCCAAUGAUAUAGUUAGAUAAAGGACCAGGAGUCAAUUGCAUUUGGGACUGGCCAGUAGUCAAGAUAAUUUCCUUUUAAAUAUAUGUUUGUUUUAAUUCAGCAGUUGGAUAAAAUCAUGUUAUUUUCAUAAUGUACUAAAAAGAUCAGUGCAGACCCAGUAUCCCUACAGAUUUCUGAGACACCUGAAGCACUAGCGACAAUGGAGCAUGUGUCUUCUUUCUAGGGAUCUGUCUGUCCUUUCUGCUUCCACUGAUGCAGUGCAGUGUUGUCAUCUUGCUGUUAAAUCCAAACUGACAAUGCUGUUAUGGAGCAGAGUGCAGUGAGCAGCAAGCUCAGUGUGGAACUUUUAAUGGGACGGAUUUCCCCAAGAUAGAGCAGAUGAGACCAUUCAUAUGCUGUACACAUGGCAGUUCACGGGUGUUAAGGAGCAAAGCAGAGCUGAUUCAUUUCUUCUAGCAUCUUAGGGAGGAGACAAAUGUAGUAGUAAUGGCUAACCGCAGACAGGCGACACUACUUCUCUUCUAGGUUUCCUUUCUCUUUGCCAAGUCCCAUUCCCUGUGACUGAGAUGUAUGAAAGCUGAGCAAGUUUGGUUUUGCCUUGCAGAAACAAAUUUCUCGGUUUCCAAAAGAGGAGAAAAUUCCUGGGGGACAUGGUUUAGGGUUACACCUUUAGAGGAACAGACAGCCUUGAAGACAGCGACGCAUCUACAGCUUCACCAUUCUAAUUUAUCUGUACAUUGGUGGCAGUGAGUGGACAGGUUCUCUGGAUUUUAGUGCAUUGAAUUGAUUUCUGAAAUCUGGCGGCGGCUGUUGUAAUUUGCCUAAUAGUCGCAGUCGGCCAAUCAGCAACUUUGCACCAAUUCUUGGUGGCUAAGUCUGGGGUUUUGACCGUAGUCAGCUGAUGUAACAGUUUGCUCAAAACCAUGAUGCUAAGAGGAGACUGUUAGCCGAGAGUCAGAAAUAGGGCACAGUGAUGAGAGUGCAGCACAAUUUGUUUGUGUCCCUACAGCCAGUCAGUAACAUCAGGUGAAUGGUACUCUGAAUUUCAUCAAACCCCCAGAAAGAACUAGGAAGCCGGGAAUCCUUUGUUUAAGGCAGGCUUUUUAAGUCUUGUAACAGGUCAGGUGAGCAAAUGCUGGAUGAGUGACCAAUGAAAAAUAUUGUUUGGGUUGCUUCUCCUUGAAAAUGUGCAUCAAUAGGACCAUACCAUAAGCUGCCUUAAAUCAUAGAUCCAUUGAAAUCAAUGGAGACUUGUAGACUUACAGCAGGUGAGUGUUUCCACAGAUCAGUUGCUAGGUUAUAGAUUAUAGAUUUUAAAGUGUACAUAUUUGCCCCUCCAGCAUUCAGGGCAGUGUAACGUUUUCCAGACUCUCCUUUGUGGCUCAGAACACCUGCUGGCCAAGUUGCUAGUUGAAGAUAAUCGAAUGUACUUAUCACCAGUUGCAAGUGGAACCAGUGAACCUGUAAAACCCCAGAAUCUUUAGUUUACCCAAGUAGUUUUUCUGCCUCAUCCCUCCCCAGUCUGGUGCAUUCACCUUCCAUUCUAGGAAGCAGCCAUGCCACUUAUGAAUUAACCCUUCUUUGCCAGCCUUUUAGUUGGCGCUUGGCUAGUGUUGGACCCACACUAGGAAAAAUAGCACUUCUUACCCCAAAUCCUGUAGAGCCUAUGGAAAAGUGUUCUCCUUCCUUAUUUGUAGCAGCUGAUAAGAGUAUUCAUACCUACUGUCGGGCCUCUCGGGUGGUUCUCUAGCAUGCUGCCAGUUCUAGAAAGCUGCUCAGCUAAAACACUGCAGUUACUAAGGAAAAUUCCUCGGCAGAAUUUCCUCUUAAAAAGGGCAAAUUAUAGAUAUUGGCAAUUGAAACAACCUAAUAUGUUAUCUAAUCCAUCCUUGCCAAGGCAAGAUUGUUGCAAAGCCAGAAGCAAGUUUUCUUCCCUGUUACAUGCUUUUUCAACCCUUUAAAAGUAAGUAAGUAAAUAAAAAGGGAAACUUAAAUGCAUGAGUAAGAUACAUUUGUCCUGUUUACACACACUAAAAACUAAGUUUAGGAAACUAUCCAGCUUUAUUAAAAUAAACCGUAUUGGAUUGGAAUAGCCAUCUAUUAAAAUCCAGUUUGUAAACAAACUUAAGAAAUCAAUAACAAAAAUAGGGACGUGAUGGAAAUAAUGACUACCUGUGUCUGCUGUUCAGUUGGUGAUAAAGUUAUGCACCAUUCCAUGCUUGCAACUUCAUAGCUAUAAUUUCUAAAUGAAAUAUGUAUUGAAAACCUAAAUUCUUGUAGUGGUGAUCCUCUCUCUUGCUGUCUUUUCCCCUUCAUGUUGCUAAUCAUAGUCCACACUCAGCUGAUGGGGUACAACCAAUAUGGAGGAAAUGGGUUGUGGUGGUAUUGGUUAUUGGAAUGCAGAACUUGACCUGGAAAUGUUUGGUGAUGAGCUGGACUGAAUCCAUAUCUGAGUUUGAGGCUUGUUGACCCUUCUUUUCUAGUUGAAAGUGAUUUCAUUGGAGAGUAUUUUCCCUGCGCACUCCAACUGAUGCUGUAUUGAAAACAACAGAUGCUCUCUCUUUUCUUUUAACAACCCCCCCUUUUUGGGCGGUUUGUUGCUAGUGACUGUCAGACCCAGGCCUAGUCCCAUGAAUUCUCCUACAUUUUCGCACCAAAUCUCUGUUGCUUUUCAGAUGACUGUGAUUACUGUGCUGUCCCUUGGCUUCAGCAGGCAUCCUUGGAGAUGGAAUCCAGUGCAACUCCAAGGUCAUUUGAAUUACAAGUUGCCAUUUCAUUGUCCGUCCCAUUCCUCCCCCCCCCCCCCUCCCCAGUCUGUCUAUGUGAAGGUGCUCCUGCAUUCUGGCGUACUUGAAUGUGACCUCCCAUACUUGGGUUACCUUUGCAGAAUAAUAUUGAAUAUGUUUUAGUGAUUGACUUGAAACUAAGAAAAUGUUAUCCCCAAAGAAUUCCCAGGAAUCAUACAAAAAACUGUAUCUGCCUUUUAAACUCCCCUAUUUGAAAAUGGGAGCUACUAAUUUUUGUGUAAGGUUGCAACAUUAAAAAAAAUUAAAUGAAUUUUUCUGUUGAAACUUUUAAAAA